This is a messenger RNA of Zingiber officinale, 1663 nucleotides long. Its product is annotated as shikimate kinase 3, chloroplastic-like. Gene Ontology annotation, cellular component: chloroplast. The coding region runs from base 347 to 1291 and encodes 314 amino acids. The record is from RefSeq and is a predicted model, not a curated record. The transcript has 10 exons. Lineage: Eukaryota; Viridiplantae; Streptophyta; Magnoliopsida; Zingiberales; Zingiberaceae. Gene Ontology annotation, molecular function: shikimate kinase activity.
UCGCGAAUGGGUGACUCCGCGCCUGGGUGAGCGGCCUCCUUUUUCAUCUACUUACCUCUUAUCCUGCGCCGUUCACGCACCAUAUACCUUGGCGGCGCGGUGGAGCUCCCCGGCCGACGGUUGUUGGUCGGAUGUUGAUCCUAUAAUUUAUCCACCAUCUCGAUCCGAUCUCACCAAGAUAGCUUUGCUCGAGCUCAAAGUUGCCGAAUUAGCGUGAUUUGACCUUCCGAUCGAGUUUGACGCGGUGCUGAGUAGUGCCAGAUCGGCCGUCCUCGUAAGGAUUGGAUGAAUCGAGAUUAGGGAGGGAAAAAGGAGGGAUCUUUUCAUCUUGGGUAGCUUUGCGGAGAUGGAGGUUGGUGCGGUUUUGGAUCUGCAACCCUGCUCUUGGGUCGGUUCGGAGGCUAAAGGACGGAGAAGUAGUGGAGGUUCUUGGAGGUUUCAGGACCCAUACAGAGAGGAGCGAAGGUCUUCUAUGGUUAGAUUUUGUAAUCGGAGGGAUAACAGAGCCUCUGUUCGAUCUGGCCACGUCGAGCUCAAGGUUUCUUGUUGCUAUAAGAAGCACCAAGAUCAUUUCAGUCAAAGAAGCACAGAGACCUACCACAAGUCAAUUGAUGAAGCUCUCUUACUUAAGAGUAAAUCAGAAGAAGUUCUCCCUUACUUGAAUGAGCGUUGUAUCUAUCUAGUUGGAAUGAUGGGUUCAGGUAAGACUACAAUAGGAAAGAUCUUAUCCGAAGUUCUACGUUAUUCAUUCUUUGACAGUGACAAAUUGGUCGAACAAACAGUUGGUAUAUCUUCAGUUGCCCAGAUAUUUAAGCAGUACAGUGAAGCCUUCUUCAGGGACAAUGAGAGUGAGGUCCUGAAGGAUUUAUCUUCAAUGAGUCGUUUGGUAGUUGCAACUGGUGGUGGAGCGGUUAUUCGUCCUAUUAACUGGAAAUUUAUGAAGCAUGGGAUAUCCGUCUGGCUAGAUGUUCCUCUAGAAGCUCUCGCUAGGCGGAUUGCUGCUGUAGGUACUGAUUCUCGCCCUCUUCUGCAUUAUGAACCUGGUGAUCCUUACUCCAAGGCCUUAGCAAAGCUUACUUCUCUAUUUGAAGAAAGGGGCGAGGCAUAUGCGAAUGCCGAUGCAAGAGUCUCCCUUGGAGAGAUGGCAGCUAAAAAGGGGCAUGGAGAUGUCUCAACACUUACACCAACCGAUAUUGCUUUUGAGGCACUAUUGCAGAUUGAGAACUAUGUUAUGGACAAUGCAUAUGCUUCAAGUAGCCGCUAUAAUUUCACAGGCGCAAGAAGAGAUUAAUUGAGACUCAUGUUUCACCAUGGAAAAGUUAUAAUUCUUGAAACUUGUUUUAUCAGUACAUGAUUUUUGUUCAUUCAAAAACAUCCUCGGUCAAAUCUCUAAGUGCUGUAGUCUCAAAUAAAAACCUUGUGUCCCCAGGGCGUAGCAUAGAUGGGGAGUGCAUAGUUCUGUGACUAAAAAGUCCAGGGAUCGAUCCUCGGGGUGUCACUGUCUGGGGUUAACGUCUCCGCCUGUGUAUCUGCAUUUACCUCUCUUUAUAUCCAUGGGAUCGACUUUAGGAGAACCGUUGAUGUGGCAGUUCUACAUUUGUCUCAAAUAAAAAUCUUGUAGUGCAAAUCUCUAAAUUUUUUUUCUUGUCCUUUUAUUUUCAAA